GGCUGUCAAAACAGCACUUCGCCAUUUCAGAUCCGGGGGGGCCGCUGUAACUGUUGGGAACUGGGUCAGCCGAGCGGAGGUGGCACUUGCUUGUUUUGUAGCAUCAUACGGCUCGGCAAUCGGUUCCGAUGCGAGUUAUCUGGUCGGUGCGAAUGAGUUUUUCCUUCGUGGGUCCGGGUUGACGAGCGAAACCAGCGAUCGGAUUUUUCUGAGAACAGCUACUAAGCUAGCCGUGUGUGUAAACACCGAGGAUGAAACGGAUGAAAGGAGGAGAGGUGGUCAGCAAUAGCUGCUCCAGUGAAAAUUCACCUGAGGCCUGCAAGAAGGUGCGGAAGCAGAUGAGUGAGGAGUUGGAGGCGGAGGGCUCCGGCGAGUCCCCGGACUGCGACUGGUCGCUGCUUCCUCAGGAGCUCCUGCUGCACAUCUUCCAGCACCUACCGCUGCUGGACCGGGCGUACGCCUCUCAGGUGUGCCGCGGGUGGAACGAGGCUUUCCACAUGCCCGAGCUGUGGAGAUGCUUUGAGUUUGAGCUUAACCAGCCAGCGAGCUCUUACCUGAAAGCCACACAUCCUGACCUGAUCAAGCAAAUCAUCAAGAGGCACUCCAACCACCUGCAGUACGUCAGCUUCAAGGUGGACAGCAGCACGGAGUCUGCAGAGGCAGCUUGUGACAUCCUUUCACAGCUGGUGAACUGCUCGCUGAAGACCCUGGGGCUCAUCUCCACUGCCAGGCCCAGCUUCAUGGAGGUCCCAAAGUCUCAUUUCAUCUCCGCUCUGACUGUGGUGUUUGUCAACUCCAAGUCGUUGUCUUCGCUGAAGAUCGACGACACGCCUGUAGACGAUCCGUCCCUCAAGGUGUUGGUGGCCAACAACAGCGACACCCUCAAAUUGUUGAAGAUGAGCAGCUGUCCUCAUGUCUCCCCUGCAGGGAUCCUGUGUGUGGCGGACCAGUGCCACGGUUUGAGGGAGCUGGCGCUGAACUACCACCUCCUCAGUGAUGACCUCCUGCUGGCCCUCUCCUCCGAGAAACACGUUCAUCUGGAGCACCUGCGCAUCGACGUGGUGAGCGAGAACCCGGGCCAGCAUUUCCACACCAUCAAGAAGAGCAGCUGGGACGCCAUGGUGCGCCACUCGCCCACAUUCAACCUGGUCAUGUACUUCUUCCUCUACGAGGAUGAGUUCGGCCCAUUCUUCAACGACGAGAUCCCCAUCACGCACCUCUACUUCGGCCGCUCCGUCAGCAAGGAGGUCUUGGGUCGGGUGGGGCUGCACUGCCCUCGUCUGGUGGAGCUGGUGGUGUGCGCUAACGGCUUGCGCCCCCUCGACGAGGAGCUGAUCCGCAUUGCAAAACGCUGCACUCAGCUGUCGGCCAUCGGCCUGGGAGAGUGCGAGGUGACUUGCAGCGCCUUCGUGGAGUUUGUUAAAAUGUGUGGCAGGAGGCUGUCCCAGCUUUCCAUCAUGGAGGAGGUGCUGAUCCCAGAUCACAAAUACUCCCUGGAUGAGAUCCACUGGGAGGUGUCGAAGCACCUGGGCCGGGUUUGGUUCCCAGACAUGAUGCCGACCUGGUAGAAGCUUGUCGGGUUUGUGAUGUGGAACAAUCGCGUGUUUGGAUUCAAAAGCAGUUAAACGGUAACGCUCCGGAGUGUUGACUGGGAUGCAGCGCAACACCGCCGCUCUUUCUGCCUGCUGUCAGCAACACAGACUCUGGAAAACUGCAUCUUCUAACCUUCAGACAAACCUGAAAAGCUGGUUUCUUACAACAGAACUACUGGAAAUAAGUUUUAAUCACAGGAAAUGAGUCAUAUUCCUUCUGUCUUGGCUUUGUCUGCACAUGUAAGCAUGUGUGCAGCUAUUAUUUUAUUGACAGUAAAUCAGAACGUUUGCUUUCUGCUACACUAUCUUGUGAGUUAGAAGCUCUGCACGCUGCAACACUAAAUGGGUUGGAGGUUUAUGAACGGCUGCAGUGUUGGGUGCUUAAAGGAAGGGAGAGAGGGUUUUUAUUCCUUCAAGCGUUGCCGAGGGAACCGUUCACGCUGCAGCGGAGUGGCUGGGUCCUACGCCUCACUUUUAACGUUUCUGAGCUUUUCCUCAACUCGUUCACUCAUCCCAAACUUGUUGAGAACGUUGUGAGAGGGAGCGUUCAUAAUAUUGGUCCUGUGAAGAUUUACAGAGUGGAAGUUUAUGUUUCCCGAAUUAUCCAAAGUAUUUUCCUCUUAUCGAUCUGUAUGGAACACUACCAUAGUUUCCCCAUUUUGGGGUAAAAAGGAGAGAUUCCCCGAGCACCUUACACGGAAACCAAAUAAGGACUAUUUGUCCAGAAGUAGCAAAGAAUAUGAUGAAUAAGUAAAAGAUGCAGAGGCUUGGAACCGUAAAAGAAAAAUUGUAAUUAUUGAGGAAAACAGGUUUUGAUGUAAAUAAUGCGUUCAUAGUUGUGUUAAUUAGCAGCUCCAUAGAUAGUGGUGAUCAUUCAGCACUUGUUUUUGCAGCAGGGGAAACAAAACUUGAAUUAAUGUUUGAAUUUAGGUUUUAGUUGGAUUUUCUGCCAUUUACCUGUUAAAUCUGUCCAUCCUGUGUGUGUCGGGAGCACCUGGUGUGUGUUUAAAGACGGGUACAGGUGAACGUACAAGCGCUGCCUCGGCUGUUCUGUCAUUUCAGUUGAAAGUGAAGUUGCAAGUUGGAUGCAUAUUUUUUUUCCUUUUAGAGGGAAGUCAAAUGUGUUUGUAUAUAAAACGCUGUGUGUUUGAUUCAUGUGAACAGAAAUGUUAUUUCUUUAUUUCACCCUUUCGGGUUUUGCUUGAUUUAUGGCUCAUCGCGUCUUCUAUAAAAAGCUUUGACAUGAGAGGCUGAGGUGUGUAUUUAAUCAACAUCCAUGUUUCUAUUUAAAUUGUGUUAAAGCGCUAAAUAAGAGACACAAAUGAGCAGAGAGAUCUAUUUGAGUUUUCCACCUGCUGUUGUGAUUUUGGUCCAAAGCUCCGUUAUCCUUGACUUUUAGGAUCUUAUGUAAUAAACGGAAGGCUUGUGGAAACUUCUGCAUGAAUGAAAGGCUUUUCAGUUAAAAACAAGACCAUAAGCUGAUACUUGCUGAUUAAAUUCAAUUUAAAAAAUGCUAAAUUUAAAAAAAGUAGAUUGAGAGCGAACUCUUAAAGGGAUAUUAUGCAACAUUUUCAUACUUUUAAAUCAUUUCCUUGAGCCUGUUUGUGCUAAAAUGACCCUUUAAAAGGUUAAUGAAAUGUCAGACCCGUACCGCCCUAUGUGACCUGAUAACGCAUCUGCAACUUCAGAGUGCCGGUGUUCCGACUAUCCGUGCUACCCGUCGAUAUGUGCUACUUUGGGGAAAUGCGCAGAUUGUUUACUACAUCACAGGCUGUUUACCUGAAGAGACGUGCUACCUUUGGAAGUUGUGCUGCUUGCUGUAUGUUUACCUGACAGCUUGUAAAAUAUCGUUAAAGAAGAAAAUUCUCCCAUUGUUUACCGUCAUUCACGGAAUCAUGACAAACACUUGUGUAUAUUUUUACAAGUAGUUAUCUCCGACAGGCUCACAGAGGGAGACAUGCCCAAGUUUUAAAAAAUCUGUCGAGUGAUGGAGACUGCAAGCUUGUGAUUGGUCAGGAUGCUGCUUCCUGUAAAUCCGUCAACAGCACCGCCAUUGCUCCGUCAAAAACUAAACAGAUAUUUAGCGGCAGAACGGAUUGCAGGAAAGUUUAUUCACCUGGGACCUGAAGGUGUACAAAAAUACGGAGCAAACGUUUUAUGCGUGGCUGGAAAAUACGGUAAACGUGAGUUUAGAGGUGGCGACCACAGGAAGAGGUGGAGGAGAAUGAAGGGCAAAUUUGUUUGAUAAAGUCUCUGAAAUAAAUAAACAAAUCAGUAAAUGCACUAUCGUGGACCGGAUGCAUGAGUGUAAUGGUGACAUACCACAGAAAAGCACUACGCCCUGUUGUCCUGGCGGGAAAUUGCUUUGCCAUGCUCCGCAGGCGACGGAGAAGUCCGAGAGCAUAAAGUCUGUCAAUGUGUGUACGUCUCUCCCUUGUGGAGUUGACGGUAUAAAAGUAUAAAACAGGCUUUAGAAAAAAUGUAGCUUACAUAACUGGCACUGGUGUCUGCUUCCAGCAUGUUUUAGAUCGUGAACACAGCUGAUUUGUUUCAUUUAGUGCUCAACUGCUCCUGUAGACCCUAAUAAAGGCUGAGGAGACAUUUCAGCAGUUAAAGGUGUUAAACAGAUCUCAGCGAGGAGAAGGGAUUCACUUUUGCUUCGACCACAAAUGAUAAUGGACACUAGGGGGUGCCAAAAGCAAGCAAAACUGCUUAGUAUCCUUUUAAAUUCUCAUGAAACCCUUUAAGUUGUAUUUGUAUGUUGUUAAAAGCUACUUAACUGUGUUUAAGUGGUAAAAUAAACAUGUAUUUUCAUAUGGUUGUUUUACUGAAAAACUCCAUUCCAUUUCAUCCAAGUUUGUGUUUAAAGUAAAUUAAAACAAAAUUUCAAGACGUGCAAAUGCAUCUGAAUGAGUAGUUGUCUGUGUUCGUGUCACAGAUACGCUAACAUAUCCCAUUAUUGUUCCUCUGCUUCAGCUGAGUCGGUCAAACCUCCCAGAAGUUACGAGAAGCAUUGCCUCGUGUCAGGAAAUGUGUGUGGACAGCACUGCUCUUUGUUUUGCUUCUGUGCAGCAAAUAGAGGAAAUGCUUUCUCAUCUAUUUCUUUUAUUGGUCACCAAUCUUUAAAUGAAAAAUGAUGGUUUUGGACAUGUGGUCUUAUACUGAUAAAUAAAAUAUUGUGAAUUUAA
Messenger RNA from Nothobranchius furzeri (turquoise killifish), 4780 nucleotides. RefSeq names its product F-box and leucine-rich repeat protein 3a (gene fbxl3a). Lineage: Eukaryota; Metazoa; Chordata; Actinopteri; Cyprinodontiformes; Nothobranchiidae. The record is from RefSeq and is a predicted model, not a curated record. Gene Ontology annotation, molecular function: protein binding.